Molecule: messenger RNA, 3404 nt
Organism: Cottoperca gobio
Lineage: Eukaryota; Metazoa; Chordata; Actinopteri; Perciformes; Bovichtidae
Gene: dmpk
Product: DM1 protein kinase
Exons: 16
Coding region: 431-2275 (614 amino acids)
Biological process (GO): actomyosin structure organization; peptidyl-threonine phosphorylation
Cellular component (GO): cytoplasm; cytoskeleton
Molecular function (GO): protein serine/threonine kinase activity; ATP binding
Source: RefSeq, a predicted model, not a curated record
GAGAGUACAGACACAGAGAGCUACUCUGCACUAGAGGAGUAGAGAGGGACAGAGAGAGUAAAACAUACGGAGCGUGAACAAUUUUCAAAUCCAGUGAGCUGGGCGAGAGGAAAGGAUCUUUGCUGCAUCCUUGAAACAGAGAGAGGGAGACAUGAGGAGGACUGAGAGGGGAGACAGAGCGGAGAGAUGAGGGAGACGGCAGAGAAACGAAAAAAGAAUCAAGGGAACUAAAAGAGAUCCUUGGACGGUUGACAAAAUAAGAGAUUUGCGCUCUUCAAAACAUGACAUGAGUGUAACAGCAACAGCUCGCUCUGAUUCAGAGACCAAGAAGAAGAAGAUCCAGAUAGUUUCACUGUAAAUCCAAUACACCAUGGACACCAGGGUUUCACAGCAAUUCUAAAUCAAACGGACCCCUCACCCACCGGGCGUCAUGUCGACAGGCCCCGGCCUUGGUGCACUUGACCUGGCCGAGGGCCUCCAGACCACCGGCCCUGUUGGGCUCCAGACCCUGUUGGACCUACUGGUGGGCGUCUACCAGGAGUUCUGCUCCUCGCACUUCGCAAGAGAGAAGUAUGUCUCUGGCUUCCUGCAAUGGGCUGAGCCCCUGGUGAGGCAGGUGAGAAGGACUCGCAUCAAAAGAGAAGACUUUCACAUCCUGAAGGUGAUCGGCCGAGGCACAUUCAGUGAGGUUGCUGUGGCAAGGAUGAGAAGCACACAACAAGUGUAUGCUCUGAAGAUUAUGAAUAAGUGGGACAUGCUGAGGCGAGGAGAGACAGCAUGUUACCAGGAGGAGAGGGAGGUUUUACUGAGGGGUGACAGAUGCUGGAUCACAGAGUUGCACUAUGCCUUUCAGGAUGACAACUAUCUGUACCUGGUGAUGGAUUACUAUGUAGGGGGGGACCUGCUGUCUCUGCUCAGUAAGUUUGGAGACCGGAUCCCUGAGGAAAUGGCUCAGUUCUACUUGGCUGAGAUGAUCAUGGCCAUUGACUCUAUCCACAGACUGGGUUAUGUACACAGAGACAUCAAACCUGACAACAUCCUGCUGACAGCUGAUGGACACAUCAGACUAGGGGACUUUGGUUCCUGUCUGAGGCUCCUAGAGGAUGGGAUGGUUCACUCGUCCUUAGCAGUCGGGACCCCUGACUAUUUGUCUCCAGAGAUUUUAAGGGCCUUAGAGGGAGGAGGAGGUUAUGGUCCUGAAUGUGACUGGUGGGCUCUGGGUAUCUGUGCCUAUGAGAUGGUGCUGGGGACCACACCCUUCUAUGCAGAGUCCAUCUCUAAAACAUAUGCCAAGAUCAUCAACUUUCAGGACUAUUUUGACUUCCCUUCUUCUGGCCCUGAGAUUUCAGACAAGGCUCGUUCCUUCAUCUCUGGGCUCAUCUGUGAAAGGGAAGUCCGUCUGGGAAGUAAAGGCUUCAGUGAUUUCAGGAGCAAUCCCUUCUUCUGUGGACUAGACUGGGGUUCCCUGCAUAAACUCCCUGCACCCUUCCUGCCUGAAGUAUCUAAUCCAACUGACACCUCCAACUUUGACAUUCUGGAUGACUGUCUCAGUGAAAUGGAAACACUGUCUGAUGUAAUAGACAGAGCUCCAAUAGGAGUACACUUGGCUUUUGUUGGAUACUCUUACACUGCUACCUGUCAAACAGGGGCCAUUGACCGCAGUCAAGACAUCAUGAUGCAGAUUGACCACACAAGGCUCAGGGACUGUGAGAGUCUUUACACACCGGAGAAACUGAGCCACACUCUACCAGACAACCUGUCUGCACUGCUGGAGCUCCCGCCCACUCUGGAGCAAGGUCCUACUGCAUCCACCCACACCACCACUGAGGAGGAGGAGGAGGAGGAGGAGGAGGAGGAAGAGACUGACCAAAUAUCAGGACUCGAUGAAGACAUGCAGAGACGGUUACAAGAAGCAGAGAGGAGAUAUUGUGAGCUGGAGAAAGAAAUGAAGAGGUUGAAGGGGGAGAUGCAGGACUGGAAAGCCCCCAAGGAGACAGCACUGAGUAUCUGCCCAGCAUCUCUUGCUCUGCCUUCCCAUUGUGUGGACACACCAAGGGAUCUGCAGUCCGUUCACCGGUCUGACUUGCCUGUGUUACAGAGGGAGAGAGCGCCCCCAGUCUGCCAUUACCCGCUAGUGAUUCCUCUCCACCGCCACCUGCUCCUGUUCCACAGGGUUCGCCUGCCUCAGGUGAAGAGUGAGUCAUACCUGCUGGUGUGUGCCGAAGGCGGGGAGCUCCACGCAUGGGAAAGACACUGUUAUACUGAGCUCUCCUGAAUGCACUUUAAGGUGGCACAUGCAGACUUCUCCCACUAUAACAAGACAAAGGACGGAGCCCCUGCUCUACGCUCACUCCCUGACCCACUACUCAGCCUCCUAAACGUUCCCAAAAGCAGGAACAUCAGUACUAAAAUGAGAGCUGCUGAGGAUGUCAGGAUGUACAAGGUUUUUGAAAAUGAAGUUUUCCAAAUGAUAUGAUGAGAAAGGCAGCUGAGACUGCUGGGGGCUAAUGAGGAAGAAAUGAUGACGACAUCUUCUGACCUACCUUGCCUGCUUACCAGACAGAAAGUCACGAUAGAGAUGCACACUGUCCAGUUUACUUACUUUAAUGUGUGACAAUGAGAAUAAUGUUUGAGUGACACAGAGAGGGGUCAGAAUCUCUUGUGUAUCAUGUAUCUGCACCUAGGGAUGUUUUUUCUUGCGUUGCACUACUAUAGGCAUGUUUUUGCUGUGCCUGUAUUAGUUUUCAAAAGGUUACUAAUAAUGAUCAUGAUAUCUAUAUUUACUUGGAUCAUACCACCACAGACUCUGUGAAAGGUGUGCUGCAUAAAUAAAGGCAAACAUAGUUAGAGAGUUAGGGUAAUGAUUUAACUAUUACAUUGUAUCUCCCUACACAAUGGGAUAUUUCCAAGCCUUCCACACAUUGCCAGGAAUAUAAUUGUGAUGGAGAGACAUGAUAUUUCCGGAUAUAUAAUAUCUCUUUAAUUAAAUUUGUUUAAGUGUUUGACUUAAAAUUGUAACAUUUGAGAAAUUACCAAAAUCGUUGUGUAAUUUGUGUAUAAUUGUAGAAUGUGAACUCUUCCUCAGGUUGAUUAAAAACCCCCAAAUCUCUGAAACAAUAUUGAUUAUAUGACCUUUGUUUCCUAAACAGCCCUAAUUAUUAUGUGCAGUUCUCCCUAUUCUCAUGUCAGCUCUGUUAGUUGCGAAGCUCCCUCCACAUCCCCAACCUCUACGGAGCCAGGAGAGCGAUUUUAAAUGUUGCCAUUGAAAAUAGAAUGUUGGAUUGAAAACAAAACCUAAACGGAAAAAGGAAACAUUGGCAUUGAAACACUUGUAUUGGAAAAAGUUGUAUUGACACUGAAAUAAGUAUUGGCACUGAAAAAUAAAAUACUGGCAUUUAAAAUUA